This is a messenger RNA of Cladophialophora psammophila CBS 110553, 2424 nucleotides long. Its product is annotated as elongation factor 1-alpha. Gene Ontology annotation, biological process: translation. Gene Ontology annotation, molecular function: GTP binding; GTPase activity. The record is from RefSeq and is a predicted model, not a curated record. Bases 1 to 2424 code for a protein of 807 amino acids. NCBI's taxonomy places the organism in Eukaryota, Fungi, Ascomycota, Eurotiomycetes, Chaetothyriales, Herpotrichiellaceae. The transcript is spliced from 4 exons.
AUGUCCAAUCGUCGAGUUAAGUCUCUGGCGCUUGGUGAAGACGAUUACGAUGAUUAUGAGGACUAUGGUGACGACUAUGGAGAUGAUGGCGGUGAUAACGAACUUUCUGCAGAAGACAAGGAACAAUUGCGGCAAGGAACCAUCAAAGUCCGUGCAGCUUUGGGACCGGCAUUUCCUGCUACAGAAAACGAGAUCCAAGAGGCGCUUUGGCAUUAUUACUAUGACAUUGGGAAAUCCGUCACUUAUCUGAAAAACAAACAGAAGCCUGCUCCCAUUGCCACAAAGAAGGAGGCAAAUGGCUCAAAGAGUAAGCUUGUUCUUGUAUAUUCCUCGUCUGCAUCGUCUUCGCGUCGUGGUGGUCAUGAUAGCUCGGGACCGAGCCACUUCGAAAACGGUGCUGAUGAGCAUCAAGAUCCCACCACCUCCGCCCCUUGCUCGAGCCCCUUUUCUUCCGCGGACUUCUUCAAGGAUAGCCCGUGGCUGCGGAUUCCUGAACACCGAAAGGCAGAGAUCAUCAUCACGCCACUGUAUCCCCGUUUGCGUCUUUUGGGUGGUGCCUCAAACACCAGCAAAAUGUCCAAACUAGCUGCUCUCGCUGCUAAGCGACGGCAGAAAGAAAGUGAGAAAUCGGAUGCUCAAACUACAGCCAACGACGGAUCUCAACAGGAUUACCUGUCUAGCUUGAACAAACUCCGGAUUAGCCAGCCAUCGAGAGCAAAGUCUGGACCAGCUGAUGCGUCAGACUCUCUGACAGAAGAGCCACAGCCCCAGUCACAAGAGCGCAAUCACAGCAGUGACCAGAACAUGCAAAUGGAAAGCAAGCAGAUAGCAGCUGAAAGGGCUUCGGAUGGCUCACUCGCGGUUGAUCAGCAUCUUCGGGGGCAUCCCUCGCCUUUUGCCAGCAUCAUGACUAGCCGCGACGCUGACGCUUAUCUCCUAUCAUCAACCGACUUCUUCUCAAUUAGAGCGAAUGCUAAAUCUUUCAACUUUGCAGAGCCUAGCCCGGACGAUAUUGUGACCAAGGCACAGAAUGCAAAAGCCACGGGAUCGGCCACAGCCAAAGCCAGGGAUACAACCCGGGCAAAAUCAACUUUGACCGGUGGCAUCCACGACCUGUCCAUCCAGGAGGCUCCCAAAUUCAAGAGCAAAAAUAUUGACGUGCUCGCAGAGUACAAGAAAAUGAAACGAAAGAAUGCGGCAAACUUUGUAGUCAUCGGCCAUGUCGAUGCAGGCAAGAGCACCCUUAUGGGCAGGCUGCUUUUUGACUUGAAAGCUGUCGAUCAAAGAACCCUGGACAAGUACCGACAAGAAGCGGAACGUAUCGGCAAAGGUUCAUUUGCAUUCGCGUGGGUGCUAGAUCAAGGCUCGGAAGAAAGGGCAAGAGGCGUGACUAUCGACAUAGCCACCAACAAGUUCGAGACUGACAAGACGAGCUUUACCAUCCUGGAUGCCCCUGGUCAUCGGGACUUUGUGCCGAAUAUGAUUGCAGGAGCUAGUCAGGCGGAUUUCGCAGUCCUUGUCAUCGACGCUUCAACGGGAAACUUCGAAUCUGGCUUGAAAGGACAGACGAAAGAACAUGCUCUCCUGGUGAGGUCCAUUGGUGUCCAGAGAAUAAUAGUGGCCGUGAACAAGAUGGACGUUGCGGAAUGGUCCCAAGAACGCUUCAAUGAAAUUCGUCAGCAGAUGGCCGCAUUCCUGAGCAGUGCGGGUUUCCAGUCAAAAAACGUGACAUUUGUUCCCUGUUCUGGCCUCGGAGGCGAGAACAUUCUGACUAGAGCCUCAGAUCCAAGGUCGUCCUGGUAUACCGGCCCGACAUUGGUUGAGGAGCUAGACAAGGCGGAACCAUCAACGCACGCGCUGGAUAAACCUUUGCGAAUGAAUAUCAACGACGUUUUCCGAGGUGGUGUGCAGAAUCCCUUGUCUGUAUCGGGGCGAUUGGAUGCGGGCACUAUUCAGGUCGGCGAGCAAGUGGUCAUCAUGCCUAGUGGUGAAAAGGCGCAGAUUCGGAGCUUGCAGGUCGACGAAGAAUCCCAAGACUGGGCAGUGGCGGGACAAAAUGUGGUCCUCAAUUUGACCGACAUCGACCCCAUUCACCUGAAGUCAGGAGAUGUUCUCUGCAGCCCCCUGUCGCCGAUUCAGAACAUCAGCGAAUUCAAAGCGAAGAUACUCGCAUUCGAUCACCUAACACCCAUGAACGUCGACGUGCACAAAGGGCGUUUGCAUGUGCCGGGUCGAAUCAGUCAGCUCGUUGGCGUUCUAGACAAAUCAUCAGGCACAGUAUUGAAGAAGAAGCCCAAAAUUGUCCAACCAGGAAGUGUUGUGCGAAUCAUUGUGCAGCUAGACCAAGCUGUGCCCUUGGAGCCGCCUUCAAGGAUUGUGCUCAGAGCGAAUGGAGAAACUGUCGGGGCUGGCCUCAUCGAGUAG